Molecule: messenger RNA, 1120 nt
Organism: Clupea harengus (Atlantic herring)
Lineage: Eukaryota; Metazoa; Chordata; Actinopteri; Clupeiformes; Clupeidae
Exons: 6
Coding region: 200-868 (222 amino acids)
Source: RefSeq, a predicted model, not a curated record
UAAUCUAGCACUCAAUACCAAACCCCACAGUCUAGGGUCAGGUUCAGCCUUCAGCAGUGGAAUACCAGGCACUGCCCACACCAAACUCAGACCGCUAAACAGCCAACCACUAAUCCUGAACCACAGACAACUCUGGAUAGGUGUUCAAGUGUGUCGUGCUCUCCUGAACCACUGACAACUCUGGGUGCUGAGUCAUAAAAUGGAGUACAAGAAGAACUGUGACACACUCUCGGAGAAGAACUCAUUUGAUGCAGAGGGAAAUGCCAGCACAAACAACCAGGAGCUGAAGGCUGGUCCAUACGAUGGCCUCCAGUACUGUAACAUCCUGAAAGCUGAAAAAGAAGAAAUACAAUAUGCUCUGGACAAACACAAUUCAGACUCAGGUGCCAACAAAUGCUGUGCUUGGAAAGUGACAGCGAUUGUCUUUAUAAUCCUGACUGUCCUGCUUCUGGUCAUCGCCAUCGUCAUAGGAGUGAUCUGGCUUCGAGAGUCUGACAUCUUGGCGGUAUCACAGAAAACAUCCAUGGAAAGAGCCAAACAAAGACAGGAAGAGGAGGAGCAGAAGAGAAUGGACAGAGAGAGAGAGAUCAGGGCAGAGGAGGAGAAGAAGAGAAUGGACAGAGAGAGAGAAGUCAGGGCAGAGGAGGAGAAGAAGAGAAUGGACAGAGAGAGAGAGGUCAGGGCAGAGGAGGAGAAGAAGAGAAUGGACUUGGAUAAGAAAAUCAGGCAGGAAGAAGAGGAGAAAAGACAGGCGAUGCUGGAGGAGGUGAAGGCCCAGUGUAGCGGUGGUCAGAUAGUUAGCAUUAGCUCCAUUAGCUUUGGGUUUAUUCUCUCAGUGUUGCUGGUUAACCACCUAAUGGAUUACUGACCGAUUUGGAUGUGCUGACAUGUUUGUCACUGUUUCUCACAGUAAAGCUCAUUUGUCAGUUAAAGGUGUUGUGGGAGACCCAGACUGCUAGUGUGUAAUUCAGUUAAAGGUGUUGUGGGAGACCCAGACUGCUAGUGUGUAAUUCAGUUAAAGGUGUUGUGGGAGACCCAGACUGCUAGUGUUCUGUUCUGUUGCGUGAUGUUUUCCCAUUGUGUGUUCUAUUUUACCUUUCAUGGCUAGCCGUUUGUUUUU